GCUCGCUUGAGGGGGUUGGGAUUACUGGGAGUGCCGGGGCGGGAAAAUCUCGUCAGGUAGUAGUGCAUCUGGAUUUGGAUGUUGGGGGGUGCUCCCUGGAGGGGUGUGCUGAGACUCCUCUGAGGGGUUCUGGGGUUACUGGGUCUCUCUCGGGGGGAUGUGCUUUUACUGGGGAUCCCCGUGGGUGAGGGGAACCUGCUGCCGGUCCUGGCUGGGGCUCUGCCCUGUCAGACCCCUGGUUCCUCUGUGUUGGGGGGUUCACUGACACCGACACCCCCCUGUCCCGGCCCCUCGGGGUCACCCCGUGGCACCCAGCGAGGCUGGGCCUCCGCUGCUCCUCCCCAGACUUCGGGAACUGGCCUUGACUUCCCGGCACUGCCAUCGCUCCUCCUCUGCCUUCCCCCACCUGUGGGGCCCUAUCCCGGCUCCAUCCAGGGAGCAGCACCCGAGAAACCAACCCUCUGCUCCUGGAGCGUUUGGGGACGGUACCGGAGGCAGCUUUGGCCUGUUCCAGCACUGGGAUCACCCCGCUCCCGGGGAGCUUGGCACGGGGGGGCCCUGCCGUGGGUGAUGGGAGGAGUGUGAGCUCCUUUGGGACCCUGCCGUGGGUGGCUCCCUGGGGACCCCGUGCUCGGUGCCAGCCGGCUGCGGUUUGGCGGAGGAAGCGCCUUCCCCGCCGCGCAGAAGCGGCCCCGGCGUGGUUGAGCUGCGCCCCGGAUGCGCUGCUCCAGCACCAAGACGGACGGGGCUGCCACCUGUCUCCCUGUGGCAGGGCCAGCAACAGCCCCGUGGCUCUGGUGUCCCUGUGUCACCACAGCCCUGCGUGCCCAAGUCGCUGUGUCCCAACAUCUCCAAGUCCCUGCAUCUUGAUGUUCCCAGAUGCCCGUGUUCCCAAGACCCCACGUCCCUCGUCCCCAAGUCCCUGCAUCCUGAAAUCCCCAGAUCCCAUUUUCCCUAAGUCCUUGCAUUCUGAUGUCCCUUUGUCCCUUGAUCCCUUUGUCCCCAAAGCCCCACAUGCUGCUCUCUGUGUGUCUCCAGAUCCCUCUGUCUCUCAGACCUCACAUCCCAAUGACCCACAUUCCCAGAUCCCUUUGUCCCCAAAUCCCCACAUACUGCUGUCCAUGUGUCCCCAGAGCCCUUUGUCCCCCAAGUCCCCACAUCCCGACAUCCCCACCUUCCCAGAUCCACUUGUUCCCCCCCCAAGACCUCGGGAUGCUGGCAGGGCUGGCUCCCGGUGCCUGGGGUGGGCAGGUGGGGGUCUCACGGCCCCGGGGUGGGAGAUGCGCGGGUGAAAACUGAUGCCCGGGGCCGGGGGCUCCUCCCGGUGCCCGCAGGGUCCCGGUGCUGCGGCGCCGCCCGGUACCGACAGAGGGCGCCGCGGGCGGGGUCGCCCCCGCCUCCCCUGGGGCGGAUGAAGGCGGCGGGACCGGCAUCGGGACCGGGAGCGGGCGGGAUGCUCCCGGGAGCGCUCUGCCUGCUCUGCUGCGCCACUGCCCUGCUCGCUGCUGCAGGUCUAGAGCCAGGACAUGGCACCAAUGUCUCCUCCACAGUGGCUCUAAGCAGCUCAGGGACAGCCGUGUCACCGAGUCCAUCCAGGACACCGGGAUCAGCAGCACCUCCUGUAUCUCCAUCCAAUACCACCAUGGCACUGACUCCAUCCAGGACACUGGGAUCAACACCACUUCCAGUAUCUCCAUCCAACACCACCACACCAACUCCAUCCAGGACACUGGAAUCAACACCACUUCCAGCAUCUCCAUCUAACAUCACCAUGAAACCAUCUUCAUCCAGGACAACGGGAUCAACACCACUUCCAGCAUCUCCAUCCAACACCACCACACCAACUCCAUCCAAGACAUUGGGAUCAGCAGCACCUCCAACAUCUCCAUCCAACACCACCACACUGACUCCAUCCAGGACACUGGGAUCAACAGCACCUCCAGCAUCUCCAUCCAACAUAUCCAUGGCACCGACUCCAUCCAGGACACUGGGAUCAACAGCACCUCCAGCAUCUCCAUCCAACACCACCACGGCACUGAUUCCAUCCAAGACAUCGGGAUCAGCAGCACCUCGAGUAUCUCCAUCCAACACCACCAUGGAACCAUCUUCACCCAGGACACUGGCACCAGCAGCACCUCCGUCCAACACGUCCAUGGCACCGACUCCAUCCCACCCAAGUGUGCCCAGAUCCACGGGGCAUCCCUCCAACUCGACAGCAGUGCCAGCCCCAUCCUCACCCAGGCCCUCUGGGCCCGCUCCUGCUCCCAACUCCACCACACCCACUGUGAGCCCUGGGCCCAACAGCACCUUGGCCACCAGCUCCAGAACGACACCGGCCACCGGCAUCGUGGCCGGCAGCUCAGAGCAGCAGCUGAGCUCUGGCGUGGUCGUCAUCAUCUGCCUCUUUGUCUGUGUGCUGGUGGGGGGCACAGCGGUGCUGCUGGUGCGGCUGUGCCGGCGCAGGACCCCCCGCGGGACCCCCCCCUUCCACCACCUGGAUGAGGUGCCCAUGAGCAAGGUGAUGGAGGAGUCCCCUGUCACCCACCCCACACCCAGGUGACCCCCCCACACCGCGGCCCCCCCGGGGCUCCCCGCGCUGCUGAAUAAAGAAGCUGCUGCUCA
Messenger RNA from Pseudopipra pipra, 2622 nucleotides. It is a transcript of the gene CIST1, whose product is annotated as colon, intestine and stomach enriched 1. The transcript is spliced from 4 exons. Bases 1412 to 2560 code for a protein of 382 amino acids. The record is from RefSeq and is a predicted model, not a curated record. Lineage: Eukaryota; Metazoa; Chordata; Aves; Passeriformes; Pipridae.